Messenger RNA from Gregarina niphandrodes, 1656 nucleotides. Its product is annotated as protein kinase. Gene Ontology annotation, molecular function: protein serine/threonine kinase activity; ATP binding. Gene Ontology annotation, cellular component: cytoplasm. The transcript has 5 exons. Gene Ontology annotation, biological process: intracellular signal transduction; protein phosphorylation. The record is from RefSeq and is a predicted model, not a curated record. The coding region runs from base 1 to 1656 and encodes 551 amino acids. NCBI's taxonomy places the organism in Eukaryota, Apicomplexa, Conoidasida, Eugregarinorida, Gregarinidae.
AUGAGUACGUACUCUGUUGCAUCAUAUAAGAUGGCUUACACUAUCGGCGUGGGAACUUUCGGAAGAGUAAAACUGGCAACCCAUGAGGUUACGGGCCAGAAGGUGGCGAUUAAGAUCAUCAACAGAGCAAAAAUGCAAUCUCUGGACAUGAGUGGCAAAUUACUACGGGAGAUUUCUAUCCUACAGAAACUCGGUUCGCACCCUCAUAUAAUACGUCUCUAUGAACUAAUAGAUACACCCACGGAUAUUUUUGUUGUUAUGGAGUUUGUUCCUGGUGGAGAAUUAUUCGACUACAUCGUUCAGAGGGCAAGGCUAGGGGAGGUUGAAGCUCGGAAAUUUUUCCAUCAGAUCAUUUCUGGUGUUGAGUAUUGCCAUGAACAGAUGGUUUGUCAUAGAGAUCUGAAACCGGAGAAUGUUCUGCUGGUUAAUGACAGUGUUGUGAAAAUAGGUGAUUUCGGACUAUCCAAUAUUAUGGCAGAUGGGGAUUUCUUGAAAACUUCAUGUGGGUCUCCUAACUAUGCUGCCCCCGAAGUGGUAUCUGGCAAAGCGUAUAUGGGCCCGGAGGUAGACGUAUGGUCCUGUGGGGUGAUUCUGUAUGCACUGGUAUGUGGUACGUUGCCGUUUGAUGACGAGCACGUGCCGAAUUUGUUUAAGAAGAUUAAGACUGGGAAUUUUGCGCUGCCGGGGCAUUUGUCUCCGUUGGUCAGGGGCUUAAUUGUGCGGUUAUUGUUGGUGGAUCCGGCCGAGCGGAUCACGCUCCGGGAGGUUAAGCGUCAUCCAUGGAUGACCGGUUCAAUCGAUCGUGGGACUGGUGAUUCGUUGCAUCAACUGGCUACACUGCCAACCGCGACGACGGCGCAAAUUGACUAUAGUAUCGUCAAGAAGUUGAAGGAGCUGGGGUAUGAAACGGAUGUUACAGAGAUUGCGAAACAUCAAAAGCUGAAUACCGCAGUUCAGCUACCCAAAGCGGUCGUCGCCUACCGAUUGCUUUCUGACCGACAGAAGACUCUGGUAAAAAAAGAGAGCCGAAAAACUAUCCCCCCCCAUACAUCAGGAGAAAAUCGAGAUGGUAAUCGAGAUGGUAAUCGGGGAGAUGGUAAUCGAGGGGGAGAUAAUAGUCGAGGAGGAGAUAAUAAUCGAGGAGGAGACGACAAGAGGAAGGAUCAGAAAGUCAUCGACUCCGCGAUUGACUCAGCCGGCGAGUCUAUUUUCUCUUUUUGCAAGGAGUUGCGGUACCAAGUUUCCACCGCAGCGGCCUUCCAUUAUGAUAUCUUCCCAGGCGGCCAUCAACUAUUGGGAGAGCCAAUUCACGACCCAAUCGCGGCUCAAUGGAAGCUGGGAUUUGAAACUACGCUGGAGUCUAUAACACUAAUGACGGCCGUGUAUCAUCUGCUGAAGUCGUUGGAUCAUGAAUGGACAAGUAUCCACCCGUUCAAAAUUAUAACGAGACCGAGGAAAAGGAAAAAGGAAGAAAACGCCCUAUUACUUAUCAUCCAAGUUUUCAAGACCAAUCAUAACACCAAUCAGCUCUGUUUGCAAAAUUAUAGGGGACCAGCGCAGUGUGGAGCAGAACAUGGUCUAUAUAUGCUUUACGGCUUGUAUAAAAUGGCUCAUCAAGUUGCCGCCAGAAUUCACCAGCCAAAGGAGGAAGGGUAG